CAGCCUGCCCCCUCCCUCCGGCUCUGCCCGCGCCGCUGUGUGGCGACCUUCCCGCGGGCGGCCGCGCUGGCCGUGACGGUUUGGAAAACUGCUCCUCGGUCCACAGGUGGCUAAAGCAUUGGCCAAAGGAGUUACUCGGCAUCAAUUAAAAUGUCUUCCACCAAGCCUCCAAAUAAAAAUGAAACACCCAAAGACAGAAAACCAGGACUGAAGAGUGUUCAAACAACUAUGCUCUUCCGAGCUGUGAACCCAGAGCUUUUCAUUAAACCUAACAAACCUGUGAUGGCAUUUGGACUCAUAGCAAUUAGCCUCUGUGUGGCCUACCUUGGUUAUUUGCAUGCAACAGCAGAGAAUAAAAAGGACCUCUACGAAGCAAUCGACAGUGAGGGGUCCAGGUACAUGAGGAGGAAAACUUCCAAGUGGGACUGAGAACAUAAGAUCAGCAAAUCAGUGACAGAAUUUUCCAGGGCAACUACUGUUUUUUUUCACAGUCCAUUGAAGUAAUUGGUAAAUUUCUCUCUCUUGCUAUUUAAUGCAAUAUAAGUUUCUUUACAGAGUGCUCUUCCUGUAUGAAUAAAUUGCAAUUAAGAUACCUGCAAACAUAAAAGUGAUUUUAAGAACUGUCUGUGGUCUCCACAGUGUGCCAGAAGACAUAAAAUUACCUGAGAUGUGCAGUCGAGGCUGUGCCUUAGGAAUUUGCAUUGCUUCUCUCUUGGCUUUGAUGAAGUGAAAUAAGGGGGUUAUGUUUUGUCUCAUCAACAAAAGGCAUAACAUAUUGUGUGUGUGAAAAUAAAAAGGUGAUCUCUUAA
Pogoniulus pusillus (Red-fronted tinkerbird) is the source of this 809-nucleotide messenger RNA. It is a transcript of the gene SMIM8, whose product is annotated as small integral membrane protein 8. Bases 151 to 429 code for a protein of 92 amino acids. The transcript is spliced from 4 exons. NCBI's taxonomy places the organism in Eukaryota, Metazoa, Chordata, Aves, Piciformes, Lybiidae. The record is from RefSeq and is a predicted model, not a curated record.